AUGCCAUUCGGAGGCAAGGUUGUAGUGUUUGGAGGGGACUUUCGGCAAAUUCUGCCAGUUGUGUUGAAAGCGUUGAGACAAGACAUUAUAUUGAGAAUCGGCAAUGGCGAUGGUGGCGAGGUAAAUGACGGUGAUGCCGCAUUUGAAAUUCCCGAUGACAUGCAGAUUCGGAAUUCUUCAUAUCCCUUUUUGGAUCUUAUAGAAUUUGUCUAUCCCGAUCUGGUGACCAACCUUUUCACUCCCGAGUAUUUCGAAGGCAGAGCAAUUCUUGCACCCACUAAUGAAAGUGUCGGUUUUGUGAACGAUCAUUUUUUGUCGAUCAUAACUGGAGAGGAGAAGCUCUAUUUCAGCUCCGAUAGUAUGUGCAAGGAGGAGUUAUUGUCGGAUGUCAACGCAGAUAUAUACUCACACGCGUUUCUCAAAAAAAUAUCAUACUCCAGAAUUCCACCGCAUAAGUUGACAUUGGAAAGAGGUAUUCCCGUUAUGCUCAUCAGAAAUAUUGAUCAGGCCAGAGGAUUGUGCAAUGGAACAAGGCUUUAG
Molecule: messenger RNA, 540 nt
Organism: Erythranthe guttata (spotted monkey flower)
Lineage: Eukaryota; Viridiplantae; Streptophyta; Magnoliopsida; Lamiales; Phrymaceae
Source: RefSeq, a predicted model, not a curated record